AUGUCUGAAGAAUGGUUAAAUUUCGUAAAUGAUCCUAGAACAACUUGCAAAUAUGGUGCAAAAUGUUAUCAGAAAAACCCGGAGCAUCACAAAAAUUAUAAACAUCCACCACAAGGGUAUCAAAAGAAAAUUAAAAAUAUUAAACAUAAAAAUAAAGGUGUGCAACCUUACACCAUAACUAAAAAACACUCUGAUAAAGAUCCAACAAAAAAGUUGGUGCCUAGCCCUAGUCAAGACUUUUCAGUAAAUAAACAAGAAAAGAAAAAUGAUGACUCAGAAAAAGAAGAAGAGAAGAAAAAUAGUAGUUUAGUGACAUUAGAUGAAAAUUGCCUAUUUUAUGAUAAAACUGAAGACAAUAAACUGUUUAAAGAAUUAUUCUUAGUUGAGAUGCCUCCAGAUUUCUUUCAAUUUUACAAGUGCAUAAGUGAAGAACCAUCAGUAGAACAGACUUUGGCUAGUGUAAAUUUACAGUUGAUUGGUCCAUAUGACUUACUUUUGGGAAGGCUUCCAAUGUUGGACAACAAAGACUUUUAUCUAAUCCACUGGAGAUUUUUUUAUGAUCCUCCUGAAUUUCAGGCUGUUUUGAAAAAAAAAGGAGAAAGCGGAUUUCACAUAGGUUAUUUCAGAGAUGACCCUAACAAGAAACCUGAGUUUAUGGCAACCAACGAUUGUUCUAAAGAUUGUCACAUACAUCCUGUUGCAGAUAAUAUAUUUGGUGCUGUUUAUUGCUAUUUACAAAAUGAAAAGAAAACAUCACCAUUUAUGUCAAUGGCUUGUCAAAAAUUAAUGGAUAAAGUGAAAAAAUGGGCGAAUGAGCACAAAUUUUCUUUAGAUGAAUACAAUAUAAAAAAGAGGGUGUCCCAGACAGUAGCUAAAACAUUACAUGGUGCAGGAAUUGUGGUACCUUACAACAAGAAAACCGAGUUGGGAUACAGACCAUUAGUUGAAAGCAAUGCUAAUCUGAAAAAACUAUUUGCAAAACUAGAGUCGUCUACAUCAAAAAAUGAAAAGGACGACAUCCUGUCACAAAUACAGCCAGUGAUAACUUAUGCCAGUAUAGCCAUGGACGAGUGUGAUUUUGGGACUGGUUUGGAAAUUGGAAUUGAUUUGUUUUGCUCUGGUUUAAAAGAACUGGAGGCGAAUGCAGUUGCUAGUUUGACUUCUGCAUAUUCUUUACUCAAUAGAGAUGCUUUUGGGAAAAUUGCCCAGGUCCACUUAAAACAUCGGCGAAAAGGUUCAGAUAUGUCUAUAUUUUAA
This is a messenger RNA of Parnassius mnemosyne (clouded apollo), 1257 nucleotides long. The record is from the annotation of a GenBank genome assembly. NCBI's taxonomy places the organism in Eukaryota, Metazoa, Arthropoda, Insecta, Lepidoptera, Papilionidae.